This is a messenger RNA of Ricinus communis (castor bean), 4990 nucleotides long. RefSeq lists its product as uncharacterized. NCBI's taxonomy places the organism in Eukaryota, Viridiplantae, Streptophyta, Magnoliopsida, Malpighiales, Euphorbiaceae. The transcript has 10 exons. Gene Ontology annotation, molecular function: microtubule binding. The coding region runs from base 967 to 4515 and encodes 1182 amino acids. The record is from RefSeq and is a predicted model, not a curated record.
AUCUUCAUUUCAUGUGAUAAUUUUGCCACAUUACAAGUUAAUUUGAUCUAAGAGAUGAAAUUGUCAUUUUAUUGGCCUAUCACUCACAUUAGUGAAUUAGGUGGUAAAAUGUUAUUUGUUAAUGAAAAACUGGGUAUGAUAAUAUAGUUUUUUAUAAUGAAGAAAAUAGCACAGAAAAGAAUAGUGGCAUCUAUAAAAGUAACCAAAUAACAAAGACAAAAAGAAAGAAAAAUUGAGAUUAAUUUAUUGACACCUCAGCACAUAUAAACAGACAUUUCUACAGUUUAUGAUAUCAGUUAACUAAAAGCUUAAUUUACAUUUUAUAUGGCCAAAAAGAAAGAGCGGGACUAAUUUAUUGACACCUCAGCACAUAUAAACAUACACUUUUACCAUUUAUGAUCUUAGUUAACUAAAACCUUAAUUUACAAUUUAUUUGGCCUUAAGGGACAUAGCUCCUUGACCCAAACAUUAAAAGCAAAUAUAAACUUUUUUCUAAAGCUAAACGAAUCGAGAAAAAAAAUUAAAUUAUGUAAAUUAAAAAUUUAAUAUUACUAUUAUAAAAAUUUCAAACUAAUAUUUUUGCAGAAUUUUUUAUAUUUUAAAACAGUAAAAAAACAAAAAAAAAACUGUAAAAUUUAAUAAAAAACAAAAAAAACACAGAUAUUACUGACUUUUUUUACAAAAGAAUUAUAAAAAUGAAAUUCCCAGUGAGGCAAAUAAUACAAGAAGUUGGGGUCGAGUUGGACUAUGGGCCUUUAAUGCCGUUUCCCGACAAGGAGGAAAUGGGCUUUUAUUUUUCUAAUUCGUGAAAAAAAAGAGAUAAAAGGAAAUCCAUUCGCACGUGAACGUUAGAGACUUCCCGCUUGUGAAUACAAAUUUAAAAAGAAAAAGAAAAAGAAAAACCUCUCUCGCCUCUGGCUCACUCUCAUUACUACCACAAAUCACAAAUUAAACACAGAAACGAAAAUGGAGACAGAUCUGUCGCUAAUUGAGAUCUCUGGCGAAGACGAUUCGCUUAUCCAGCAAUCCCCAAACGCCAACGUUUCUAUCUCCAACAGUCCCCACUCUUACUUCUCUUGUUCUCCUCUUCUCCGAAUCCCUAGAUCUACUACUACCUCAAUUCCUUCUCCAAUCGCUGAGGAGGAUACAAGCAAACCCAGCUGUUCAAAUUGUGAAGAUAGCAAUAGUAAUAUGAAUAAAGAGAAUGUUAAUCUCAACAAAGAAGAAGGCACUAAACUCAGCAUUGAGCCACAACAAAUGAAGAGAAAGAAAAAGGGUGGAGGUUACAAUCUCCGUAAAAGCUUAGCUUGGGAUAGAGCUUUCUUUACUGAAGAAGGUGUUUUGGAUCCAUUAGAAUUAUCAAUGCUUAGUGGGAAUCUUGGUAAAUCUAGUGGGGAGAUGUUGUCAGUUAUACAUGAAGGCAGAGAGUCACUAUCUGGUGAUUCACCUAAUAUGCAUACACCUAACAAUAAUUUAUUCAAGGAGUCGCCCUCAAAAACUCCAAAUCAAGGUAGAAAAGUUGCCGCCUUGUUGCCAAAGCUUGCUUCACCAGCUAGACAUAAAAUGGCCUCAGCUUCUGUGGCCAAGAGAAAGGUUCUUGCAACCCAUGAUAUUAAUAGAAGUGCUUCUAAGCGUAGUGGCUGUCCACUUCCACCUGCUCCGUCGUCUCUGAAACGGCCUUCUAGUAUAAACACCACAAAAGUGGUUAGCAAAGACUCGAGAGUUUCUAAACUAUCGGCUCCGAAGUCUGAUCCUCCAGUUGUUUCUACAUCUUCUCGAGGUUCCAUAACCAGUGGGGGCCGCCAAAACCACAAUGUUAUUUCUCAGCCAGGUAAUGCUCAGAGAAAUGUUGGAUUAAAGGGAAAUUCAAACAAUACAAAAACGACCAGAAAUGAUGCAAAAUCUAGUUCUGUUGGGAAAUUGAUUACAAGAUCCACUACUCUGCAAGCAAAAAGAAAUGUGGCAAAGGUCAGCUCAGUUCCAGAAAUACAUUCAUCUUCCAAUGUACAAAGCCAAACAAAAGUUAGCUUAGAAGCGGUGCCAGAUUCAGUAGUUCCAGUGACUCGUCCAGCAUAUGGCCCUGAUAGCAACACCAGAAAAAUUGCAGUUUCUUUCUCUCAAAAUGCUUGUUAUAAUGGUGCAAAUAUGCAGCCUACACAACCUCAAACAGCAAAACCUUCAGGCUUGCGAAUGCCAUCACCGUCACUGAGAUUCUUUGGUCAGUCAAAACUUUCUGAUUCACAUAGCUUGUUAGAGAGAAGCACUCAAGCCUGCAAUCUUGCCAACUCUAAUAUUCCUAAUUUUAGCAAAGCUGGUGCCUUAAAUCCUGUUCAGCAAAGGCCCCCACGACCAUCGGGGAAUAUACCUGUAUACUCGAGUACAGUACACUCUGUGGCAUCUACUGCUGCUGCCUCUAGUGGAAAGAUCAAAUCCAACUUGGGAUUGAAUAAUAGGCAGAAGGUGGCAUUGCAGCUGCAAUAUAACCCCAAAAGUUAUGAUACAGUAAAUCAUAAGCAGCAGCUGCACAACAUUUGUGAUGAUGUUCAUCAACAAUCUGUAGAUCACACUGAACCAUGUAAAAUUGAGAUGUCAUGCAUUGAGAAAGUAGGACUGCAGAGUUAUGAUAUUAAGUUUUCCUUACGAAGUGGUCCAUCUGAACAACUGGAAGCAGGUGGUGACAGAAGUGCUGUUAACGUUUGCCCCAAAAGUAGAAACUUUACUGGUGCUGGUUUAGACCUUUCUCAUUUUACAUCCCCUGUUAACCUCCCAGUGGAAGUUGAAGGUCUGUCUGAGAUAAAUAAUAUAGAUUUCGACCAACAUGUUGAAGACAGGCAAUACAAACCCUCUAUGAAUAAUCUCAACGCCUAUUCAGGUCAUUUAGGUGGUAUGCAUGAACCCGAGAGUCAGAAAGUGCAACAAGCUGAGCCGAUGGAGCCUGACACCUGUAUAUUUGAUCCAAUUUCUAUUGUGGAGAGCCAGAGGCUCAAUGGUACUUUGUUAGAGGAGAGCAGACCCUCUGAAGAGCUUAACAAAUACAGUAGUUCAAGCACUGCAGAUGUUCUUCUGGAAGUCAAAGAAGGUGGAGCUACUUCUUAUUGCUCAUCUCACUGUCCAAAUGUGGAGCCCACAAAAGAUGGCACUACUGUAAUUGAUUACUUGAAUAAGGAAUUACAUGCAGGAGAUGCACAAGUGUUGUCUGUAGAGGGUAAUCUGUUGGUUGGAAGUGGCAAGAGUGCAAUGAACACUUCAACAUUGGAAAAUUCAGACCUGAUGCUUAUUGGCGAUCCAAGUGAAAAAUCAGCAGAACAAGCUGAACUUCCAAAUCCCUGUUUUGUAACAGAACAAGUUUUUCAGGAUAAUCGUGGACCACUUUCUAAUGGCUGUUUAGUGCGUGGAAAAUGUUCUGAAGAUUCCCAGGAGCAAAAUGUCCUUCAGAAUCUGAAGCCUGUUGAAUUAAGAACCAAUGAUUGUGGAGAUGAAUUAGGAAGCCCUGAUGUUCUUUCUUCUAUUCCUGCUGUUACUCAAGAGUGUGGUUUUGAUGAAACUGGAAAGGUAGAGUACCUACAUGAGGAAAAUGCUCUAGUAGCUUUUGCAGACCGUGAGCAAGCGGCUGAGAAAUUCAGCCAUGAUGUUAAGCUCUGUGGUGAAGCUAACACUUUAGCAUUGGAAAGGAUGAACAAAAGUGAUAUGAUUGGAGCGGCCAUCACUGACAAUGUUGAGGUGAAUAAUAUUUAUCCAAACAGAGGAGAUUUGUGUGGGAGCAAACUUGAAAAUCCCCAUUUCACGAACCAAAUUAGCCCCAUCAUGCAAGUUAAGGUUGCUUCUACCAUGGCCAAUGAGAGUGAGAGCGAAGGUGCAAUAGAUAAACAAUUUGAGAAGAAUUUAAUUCCCUUCUCUGAUUCACAGCCAGAGAAUGAUGCUUGUUAUAGUUACAGGGGAACUGACAUACUGCAUAGUAAUUGCUCCACUGGCAUACAUGAUGUGAAAGAAGAGACUGCAGAGCACGAUAAGCUGAGAAAUGUUUGUUCUCAUGAAGCUGAACAGGUGAAUCAGCAUCAGGUGUUUGAUGACCUCGUAAGUGACAAAAGCAUAUCCUUCCAAGAUGUCAGUGCAAUUGGUGGAAGUAGAUCUGAAAUUCCUCAGAGUCCAGAGAUGUGUGAAAGCACGGAAAAUGAACUUGCUGGAUUUGCUAACUCAAAAGAAACACUUAUGGAAGAUGCACUAGAGCAAUCCUUAGAUGAGAGUUCAUUGGCUGAUAAGAAGCAAGAUGCCCUUGCUAUGAAGCCUCCAUCAAAUGCUGUUCCUUUUUCAGAUGAAUGGUUAGCUGCUUUUGAAGCUGCUGGAGAGGAAAUUUUAGCCAGAAAAGGUGGUGCUGUACAAAAUUCACCUCCAGACAAGUCUCUACCUGAACCUAGUCCUUGGUCCCCGGUAAGGCGGAAAAACAACCAGGGAAUAGGACCAUAUGACUGCACAAAAUUUACUAACACCACCAACCCAUCUUCCACUUCCAGUUGAGGAGACAGGUUUUCAGCAAACAGUCAAGGGAUCUUACCAUUGGAAUGUACAAUGUAUACUGACACGAAUAGCCCUGAUCUCUCGCAAUCGAGAAAAUAUUUCAGCUAAUCAUUCUUUUCACUACUAAUGCUACGGACCCAUUGACCAGACAGAUAAUAAGAUUCAAUCAAAAUGCUCUUUUCUUGUCACUGUUAUAUCUUAGACAAACACCACCAAAUUUCUUCUGUUCUUUCUUACUUAUUCCGGUUAUCCAGUAUGGUAAACUAAGUGUACAUCUACAACGGAUGCAAUUUUUUUUUGACCUCCAGAUGAUGAUGUAUACUUGAGAAGUGCUUGUCGAGAUUCUAGAGAAACUAUUACCAUUUUGCAAAUAGUAGUUGUAGUUUGGCUCUAGUUGUAAAUGUAGUUGAUGCAAACAGUAUCAAAUGGUUAUCAUGGACAUAUUGGAUGGUGGUAUGAAUGUUAUAGUGCGCUA